This is a messenger RNA of Cuscuta europaea, 1621 nucleotides long. The record is from the annotation of a GenBank genome assembly. Lineage: Eukaryota; Viridiplantae; Streptophyta; Magnoliopsida; Solanales; Convolvulaceae.
UGCUAGUAAAAAUGUAAAAUUAGGUAAUCCUGCCUCAUCCUCUUCGCAAGCAACUAAACAGAGCAAGCCGCUGCGGACUUGCGGAGUGCGGACAAUGCUGAAAAGCUGAAGGGAGCCGUCUAUCCGUCGCCUACUAUCAGCUACGCCGUCAUCCUCCGUCUACAUAUCAGCUACGCCGUCCUUUGCCGUCGUCCUCUGUCUAAAACUAGGCUGCAGCCCAUUGCCUAAAGUGAGGAACUUCCCGUAACCCAACCCGGCAAUCCCGUUCGUGACUUCGGCCAGUCGCAGUCCCGCAGCCUCGCACGCAGCACGUGGCACCGGCCUUACGCCACCGCAUCUCCGCACGCUGCGUGGAAGUUUGCUUCUCACAAUCUCACUUUUCAGCUUGUGGCCUUGUGGGAGUUCUGGCUGAGUGGCUGCCUUCCGUAGCUCCACUAAUCGCCCAGCCCCAGGGAACAGGGAGCAGUUAUGGUAGGGCUAUCUCUUGGAGAAAAAAACUUCAUUAGAGGUGGUAUUGCUCAAGACUUGCGAACAGAUGGCAGGACACGAUUAUCUUAUCGACCCAUUUAUGUUGAAAAUAGUGUCAUCCCCCAGGCAAGUGGUUCGGCUAGAGUCAAGUUGGGUGCAACAGAUGUCAUCGUCAGUGUCAAGGCUGAACUUGGAAAACCAAGCCCAUCUCACCCGGACAAGGGAAGAGUUUCUAUAUAUGUAGAUUGCAGUCCCACUGCAGAGCCAACAUUUGAGGGAAGAGGUGGCGAUGAGUUGUCUGCAGAACUGUCAAUUGCCCUUCAACAAUGCCUGCUUGGUGGAAAAAGUGGUGCAGGGGCUGCAAUUGAUCUUUCUUCCCUCUCAGUUGUGCACGGAAAAGUUUGUUGGGAUCUAUACAUAGACGGCCUGGUGGUAAGUUCAGAUGGGAAUAUACUUGAUGCUCUCGGUGCUGCUAUUAAGGCUGCCUUGAGUAAUACAUGUAUUCCAAGAGUCCAAGUUUCUGCUGAUGCUUCACCAAAUGAACAACCAGAAGUUGAUGUGAGUGAUGAAGAAUUUGUUCAGUUUGACACUAGUAGUGUCCCUGUCAUAGUCACUUUGACAAAGGUAGGUAGGUUCUGUAUUGUAGAUGCCACUUCAGAAGAGGAAUCCCAAAUGAGCUCAGCUGUGUCCAUUUCAGUUAAUAGGAAAGGUCAUAUUUGCGGGGUGAGUAAACGAGGUGGUGCGGCUUUAGAUCCAGCUGACAUACUUGACAUGAUACACAAAGCACAGGUUGUGGGUGAUGAGUUAGUCAACAAAUUGGAUUCUCUGAUAGCAGCAGCUGAAGCACGAGGAGAAGAGGAAUCUGAAUCAUGACAUUGUUCAUUUUUGCACAAUUUUUAGAUAGUGACUUACUUCUUUUGGCAACUAUCGUUUUUGUCAUGGGGCAUAAUUCAAACUGUUGUUUGGAUCUAGCUUACAGUUGUAUCAUUUUUCUUCAACUGUUGUAUUUCAGCUGUGUCAUUAUCGGUUCUUUCCUAGAUAAGGUUUUGUGGGACGUAUGCCGUUUUUGUUCCUUAUGAGAAACGGCGUUUUGCAUCGUGUAUACAAUGCCUUGUCAAUUUUGUGAAAUCAUCCCCACCGUGAAUUUCGCUCC